CCUCUGACGGAGAGGGUUGGGUAUCCUGGGUCUCGCGCGGCGCAGUCACUGAACAACCCAAGAUGCUUAACGGAAUGUUUUGUUUCGUCUUCGUGGCGCUUUUUGUGCUGCUGCCCACGUUACGAAGUUUCAACGUGGACCAGAAAAACGGGAUGUCGUUCGACGGGCCGAUUGAGGACCUGUUUGGCUACACGGUGCAGCAGUUUGAGAACGACGAGGGGAAGUGGGUGCUGAUUGGCUCCCCGCUGGACGGACAACCGGAGAAGAAGACGGGGCAGGUCUACAAGUGCCCUGUUGGCCGCGGCUCUGGCUGUGUUAAAACCACCAUAGCAGAGGACACCACUAUCCCGGACAUACGUGAAGUCAAGGAAAACAUGACGAUGGGAACAACGCUGGUCGCCAAUCCCAACGGUGAUGGCUUUCUGGCCUGUGGUCCUCAGUAUGGCUACAUGUGUGGAAAUCAACAGUACAUCUCAGGGGUGUGUGCCAACGUCAGCGCCAAGUUCCAGGUGCUCAACUCCAUCGCCACCAUUAAAGGUUGUUCAAAAUUGCUUGACAUCGUGCUCGUGCUGGAUGGUUCCAACAGCAUCUUCCCGUGGACCAGUAUCACAGACUUCGUAGUCAGGCUGCUGCAGACGAUCGAAAUCGGACCCACAAUGUCUCAGGUGGGAAUCGUGUCGUAUGGAGACACCGUGGGGCACGAGUUCAACUUGAGCACGUUCAGCAACAGGCAUGACCUUCUGGAACACGCCAAGCACAUACCCCAGAGGCAAGGCCUGAAGACCAUGACGGCACACGGCAUUGACUUGGCACGGGAAGAAGCCUUCACCGAGGAGAGGGGUGCCCGACCAGAUGCCAAGAAGAUCAUGGUGAUCGUCACCGAUGGGGAAUCCCAUGACAACUACAAGCUGCAGAGUGUCAUCGAUGAGAGUGAGGCUGAUGAAAUCGAGAGGUUCUCCAUUGCUGUCUUGGGUGAUUACAAUCGUCAAAACAAGAGUCUGGAUCAGAUCAAGUCGUUUGUGGAUGAGAUCGAAUCGAUCGCCAGCGAGCCCAAGGAGAAGCACUUCUUCAACGUGUCGGAUGAGGUGGCCCUGUUGAGUAUUGUGGACGCCUUGGGCAGUCGCAUCUUCGCUCUGGAGGCCACAUCUGGCGUGCACACAUCCUCUUUCGAGAUGGAGAUGUCCCAGGCUGGCUUCAGUGCCCACAUGUCUAAAGAGGCCCUGAUGCUGGGGGCGGUGGGGGCGUACGACUGGAACGGCACGGUGGUCAUGCAGCAGGCCGGGGUGGGCGUGGAGCCCCCCAGGGCCACCUUCCACGACCCCCUGGAGGAGAGAUAUGAGGGGCUGGCCGGCUACGUAGGUUACGAUGUGCAGUCUGCCUACACGCCAGGCGGAGUGCUGUACAUCACCGGAGCGCCGCGAUACAACCACACGGGCCGCGUCACCAUCUACCGCUUUGAUGGCGAGAACAUCACCAUCACACAGACCCUGAAGGGGGAACAGAUUGGCUCCUACUUUGGCAGUGUGCUGCAGACGGUAGAUGUGGACAUGGACGGCUACACUGACCUCCUCCUGGUAGGGGCUCCCAUGUACAUGGGCCAGGAGCGCGAUGAGCAGGGCCAGGUGCACAUCUUCAAAUUACAGGAUGGCAAGUUUGUGCCAGAGAUGGUCCUGGAGCCUGAGCGUCAGGCCUGUGCCAAGAGCGUCCACGAGAGCGAGCCCUGCGGCAACCGCUUCGGCACGGCCAUCGCCGCCAUACCCGACCUCAACCUGGACGGAUACGCCGAUGUGGUGAUUGGCUCCCCGCUGGAGAACGACCACCGCGGCUCGGUCUACAUCUACCACGGCAACGAGAACAGGAGCAUCAAGAAACAAUAUGUCCAGCGCAUUGCUGCCGGAGGGGAUCCAAAGAAAGAUGGCAAGAAGUUCUUUGGCCAGUCCAUCCACGGCAUAAUGGAUCUGAAUAACGAUGGCAUCAUCGAUGUCACCAUUGGAGGAUUGGGUGGAGCCUCUCUUUACUGGUCUCGGGACGUGGCUGAGCUCCAUGCCAACAUGACCUUUGACCCUGCCAAAAUCAACAUCCAGCAGCAGUCCUGCGCGGCGCAUCCCGACCACAGCGUCUGCGUGAAGAUCAAGACAUGCUUCUCCUACAAGGUCAAAUCCGACAAGGUGACCAACCCAAUCGCCGUGAUCCGUUACAAGCUGACGCUGGACGCUCUGAGGGCCACGUCGCGAGCCAGGUUCAUCGAUCCCAAGGACCUAAGGAGCGUACAGACCAACAUCAGCACCUCGGACGACACCUGCCGGGAGCACACCUUCUACCUGCUGGAGGACAGGAUUGACUUCAGGGACGGCAUCUUGGUCUCUCUGGAGUUUGGCCUGGCUGACCCGGACAGCGGCCCCGUCAUGGAUGGAAACCUACCCACCUUCAUCAACAAGACGAUCCCCCUGGUGGACUGUGGGAAUGAGAACAUCUGCACAGCUGAUCUGCACCUCAAGGCCACCCCGAGCAUACAGAGUGUGGUUAUUAAGGCAAACCAGGAGAAGUUUAAUGUCCUAGUCUCUGUGAGCAACAGUAAGGACAAUGCUUACAACACCAAAGUCAUACUAACCUACUCUGAAAAUAUCAACUAUGUGAAAGUGGAGCCUGUAAUUGGUGAUAAGAGGGACCUACUGUGUUCACCCAACAACACGAGGGUGUCCUGCGCGGUGGGCUAUCCUUUCCUCAGAACAGCCAUGGAGAAGGCAUUCCGUAUCCACUUUGAGGUGAACCCAGCUCACAUUCAAAAGGACAUCAUUAUCCACGUCGAGGCUUCAAGUGACAGCGAGGAGUCUGCGUUAGAGGACAACGAUGUGGACAUCAUCAUUCCCGUGCAGUACGAGGCCAACCUCAAGUUCACCGCAACGAAACACAUGAAAGAGGACCACAUUGUCAUCAAGGAGGGAGAUACAUACCCAAGAGUCUUUAACCACACCAGUGGGAUUGGGGAGGAGAUGAAAGUCAGCUUUGUGGUGGAGAGGGAGGCUGAUUUUGAGAUCCCGGACCUCAGGCUCACCGUUUUGUUUCCAGAGGACUCCCCGAUGAAGAACAAGCUGCUCUACCUCACUCACGUCUCCUCCUCUCCGGGAGUUUCCUGCCGUGCAGAGGAACGCAUAAACCCAGAAGGCAUCAGCCCCAGAAAGGUCUACACGCCAAAGCCCAAAAAGGAGACCCUUGGUCAGUUCAUUCUGAGUUGUGCACAGCUGACAUGCUCCAGCUUCACCUGUUUCCUGCCCUCCAAAGCCAACAAGAGCCAGGUGGACAUCACGCUCAGGGUGUGGAAGCCCACCUUUGUCGUGGCUGAAUACUCGAGUGUUGGCUUGACGGUGAAGGGUGAGCUGACCAACUUGAACACAGACCUCUUUAUUUUACCUGACAACAACAUUGCUCGAGAGGUCAAGGUGCAGGUCACCAAGGAGGGCGUAGGGGGCGUACCGCUGUGGAUCAUCAUCCUGGCCAUCCUUAUAGGGCUGCUCAUAUUGGCACUGGUCAUCUUCACCCUAUGGAAGUGCGGAUUCUUCAGGAGAAGAUCCAUGGAGGAGAUGGAGCAGCAGAAGGAAAAGAUGGACGAUUGAGAGUCCCUUGCAACCUCACGGUGCACAGUAGACGGAUUAGCCCACCACAUGGUCAAUUUUGCAGUGUUGAUUCAAGACUUUAAGACCAAGAGUCGAAAUGAACACUAAUAGUGUUGGUUCAACUCCUCCUCAGUGUUGAAUUCAUACUGCACAAUUUCCUGUACACCCUUCAGCCUUCACGUCAUGUGCCUCUUCCACACCACACCACACCGCCAGGGACUGGCCUGUGGUCCUCACACGCUGCCUGAUCUCCACACAGAGAACUUUGAGGCUCUCAAAAAAAAACAUCAGAGCUUCAGAUUCGGAGGCUAUAUUUAAAAAAAAAACGCCAAAGAGACGCUCUCCCAGCACCACGAGCGAGAUUUGUCCAAAGAUGUCCAAAGAUUUUUUUCCAGUUCUCACUGGAUCAACAGCAGUCGGAAUAUUAUUGAGGGUGGCCCACGAUGGCUCCCUCAAAUUUGACGUGUCACCACCAACCAGUAGGUCCUGCUGUGUCUCUGUGUACACAUAUGUAUGCGCUCAAUGUUCAUGUCACUGUCCACACUUCUGUGUUUUUGUGGAGUGCGGUUGGUCCGUCAGUCGGUCGGUCAAACGUGUUCCUGGUCACGCAACUGCAAGGUGGCACAAAAGAGGCUUUUUCCUUCUCUACCCACACCACAGCCCUUUUCUGAAUAAGCACAACAACAAUGGUGCUUACAGUGUUGCUCUAAAAAAUGCUCCACAUGCCCCACAUGCUUGACACGCCUUGCGCCGUGAAGUGAU
Molecule: messenger RNA, 4376 nt
Organism: Engraulis encrasicolus (European anchovy)
Lineage: Eukaryota; Metazoa; Chordata; Actinopteri; Clupeiformes; Engraulidae
Gene: itga1
Product: integrin, alpha 1
Exons: 30
Coding region: 63-3614 (1183 amino acids)
Biological process (GO): cell-matrix adhesion; integrin-mediated signaling pathway; cell-cell adhesion
Cellular component (GO): external side of plasma membrane; integrin complex
Molecular function (GO): integrin binding
Source: RefSeq, a predicted model, not a curated record